This is a messenger RNA of Spinacia oleracea (spinach), 510 nucleotides long. RefSeq names its product G-type lectin S-receptor-like serine/threonine-protein kinase At1g11300. Gene Ontology annotation, biological process: protein phosphorylation. The transcript is spliced from 2 exons. Lineage: Eukaryota; Viridiplantae; Streptophyta; Magnoliopsida; Caryophyllales; Amaranthaceae. The record is from RefSeq and is a predicted model, not a curated record. Gene Ontology annotation, cellular component: plasma membrane. Gene Ontology annotation, molecular function: ATP binding; protein serine/threonine kinase activity. The coding region runs from base 1 to 510 and encodes 169 amino acids.
AUGUCUCCAGAGUAUGCAAUGGAAGGUCGGUUUUCAGAAAAGUCAGAUGUGUAUAGCUUUGGGGUGCUGCUACUUGAGAUUGUUUGUGGAAGAAGGAAUAGCAGCUUCAAAGAUGAGGAAUCUUUGAGCCUCUUAGCUCAUUCUUCUUUGUUUCCCUCUGAAAAAUAUUGUGUUUUAACUCCAUCAUCUCUAUGGCUUUUGGCAUGGAUAUUGUGGAACGAGGACGACAUUUUGUCAUUGAUUGAUCCAGCGAUUUCAGCAUCAGACUUUCAAGCAGAGAUAUUGAGGUGCAUACAAGUAGGACUAUUGUCUGUUCAAGAAUUUCCUGAAGAUAGACCAAGCAUUACCACAAUUGUUUCCAUGAUAGAGAGUGAAGUUACAGAUCUUCCUCGCCCAACACAACCUGGUUUUACACAAAGGAGAAUUGGUUUGGUGAAUGGAGCGCAACAAAAUGGUCUUGAUUGUUACUCUGUUAAUGGGUUUUCAAUUUCUUCCUUAGGUGGUCGAUGA